Molecule: messenger RNA, 651 nt
Organism: Ilyonectria robusta
Lineage: Eukaryota; Fungi; Ascomycota; Sordariomycetes; Hypocreales; Nectriaceae
Exons: 5
Coding region: 1-651 (216 amino acids)
Source: RefSeq, a predicted model, not a curated record
AUGAAGUAUCCUCCGCGAAAGCAUCAUUCUAGAACUAAUGACUCUCGUGCACGACCAUACCCCUCGGCCCAGCAUCGGACAGACCGGAGGUCACGUACAUCGAAAGUUCGGUCUAGUCACUCACAAGAUGUGGUCCCACCUAGGUCGACUCAUCCGAGACCAAAGAAAGCUACCCGGCGUGAUCCGCAGACCACCAGCAACGAUCGAGGAGGGGGCUACGGGCCGCGGUCUCCAGCUGAUCAGAUAGUAGGAGACGAAAGCCCCGACUAUGAAUCUGAAAGAGGCGAUUAUGGUGGCGACUCUGCCAGCGAUUCCGGCGAGGAGAAUGCCAGUCAAAGUCAUUCAGAGCUGGAGCAGCUCAAGGAUCAGAUCAUCGAGUUUAGGAAGGAACAAAGCCAACAGAUUCAUGACAUGGACAAAAGAACGAGGGAUUUGGUUCAGCAGUACGAAAUAUACGGAGACGCUGAACGUUGUAGAAUACAAGAACAGCCGCAAGAAUUGGCCAAGACAAUUUUGUCGCCCCUUAUCCAGCGGACGUUCACUUCUAUAACGCAAGGAAGACAAGACCAAGCGCAUCAUGGAGGGACGGGAGAACAUGGAACGAUAGACCCAAUGGAGAUGUUCAGCACAGGUGGCGAACCGUUUGUUUGA